AUUCGAUCGUUUGCUGUUUAGAACUUCUAAGAUAAAUGACCAGUUUUGGGUUGCUCCUGGCGACUUGUACCUGCACUGCACGUAUAUCCAGUGCGUUCACCUUUCAUGACCUUUACGAAUUCUAGGGUGAUCACUCAUUACCAGGUGAUGACACCAGGUGCUACAUCUCUGCAUAACAAUGAGGAUUAAUUUCAGCGUCGUGUCGAGUGGGCAGUGCAUGGUACAGCCAACAUCACCGUAGAUUUCUUCAACGGUUUAAGCGCCCACUCCACCUCUCCACAGGAACAUCUUGCUGUGUACCGUCGUGUCAUUUUGUGGCCCAGCCAUGGAUAAUCACAUGGAUGCUGCAGUCUUUUUGUUACUGCUCUUUGCUCUCAUGCCCGCCAUUUUCGCAUCGCCUCGACCUCUUAACAGCGUGCAUCGCACUGAAGCUGGCCGAAGAGUCAACGGAAGUAUGGGGUCCCUCAGACAACACCGCCCGUCCAACCGCGUGAAGUCUCAGGAUGGCUGUGGGCCCUACGAGUGGGCCUGUCUGUCUGGGGACGAGUGCAUCCGAUGGCAGUGGCAGUGUGACACCAUCGUUGACUGUGCGGACGGCAGCGAUGAAGACAUGUGUUUUGAGUGUGACACGGGUUCUCGCAAGAAAAGGCAGGCAACAGACAGUCAGCGUCCACCGUCUGUUAUAGUGAAAAACCUCGUUCCCUGGAAUUGGAUAUGUGACGGCAUUCGUGACUGUGUGGAUGGAAAGGACGAACGGAACUGCGAUUGUGGACAAGGCUUGUUUAGCUGCCUGGGUGCCAGUGGCGUCAUUUGCGUGUCCAACGACUGGAAAUGCGACCACAUUCUGGACUGCAAGGACCUCAAGGAUGAGUCCAUUGCAGAGUGCGGCCAACUUGAGUCUCGCUGCUGGGAGGGGGCGCUGGUGUGCGCGCAUGGGCAGUUCUGCGUGUGGCAGGAGUGGUACUGUGACGGUUCCAACGACUGCGGUGACGGUUCGGACGAGCCACCAAACUGCGAUCAGAAUAGCAACAUUGCGGGAACUUGGAAACCAACGACUCCUGUCCCAACGACCACCACCACUACCACCACCAUUGCUGCCACUACCCCGGCCCCUCCUGGCGUCUGGAGCAGCUGGACAGACUGGUCAGAGUGCUCGGAGCCCUGCGACGGAGAAAAGACCAGAACCAGGACUUGUCUGACCGUACGGCCGUGCGAGGGGCCGUCUUCCGACACUGUAACCUGUGGGGACCCACCGCCAUGUUACACCGAGCCUUUGACUGGUUGCGGUACCCGGCAGGUUAACGCGUAUGUCGGUUCGCACCGCAUCAUCGGGGGCAGCCCGGCCGUGACGGGCGCCUGGCCGUGGUUGGUCCAGCUGAAGAAGGUGAACACCAACGCGCCGUACUGCGGGGCAGUGCUGAUCGACAGCCAGUGGGUUGCCACGGCCGCACACUGUAUUGUCGGCAUGGGGUUUCAUCUGUACCCGGAAAUGUUAAAACUGCUGGUAGGGAAACACUACCUCACGGAGAACGCGUACGACCCGCACGAACAGGUGCGAACCGUUUCCGGCAUCAUCGUCCACUCCCAAUACAACCAGUACACCGUGAAGAAUGACAUCGCAUUGGUGAAGAUGAACCGACCCGUGGAGUUCGCCCAUGGAGGAAUCAACUUCAUCUGCCUGCCGGAGUUUGGUGAAAAAUUCAGCGAGCACUCCACCUGCUACACCGCCGGCUGGGGACUGACCGAGGAGAAUGCACAGUCCCAUGUCAUUCAGGAGGUCAAACUACCCAUCGUGCCUCACGCCACAUGUAACAAACCCUCAUCUUACAAUUCUUACGUCACCGACAAGAUGCUUUGCGCGGGAAAAAUGGCGGGAGGGGUGGACACAUGCCAGGGUGACUCGGGCGGUCCCCUGGUCUGCGAAAAGGCUGAUGGGAGAUGGUACUUGGUGGGCAUCACGUCCUGGGGUAGGGGCUGUGGUGAACCUAACUACCCAGGAGUGUACACCAAGGUGUCCGCGUACAUGGACUGGAUACGACUGAAGAUGGAUCAAAACAAAUGACGUGUACUAGACUUCAACCUUUGAAAGCAGUUCGAAGGGGCCGGGGAAAAUCCAGAUCCUUAUUAUUGAAAUAACCAAGUCUGACAUCAGAACAUUACCUAUGAACUAAGAUUUAGAUAGAAUACAUGUAUUUUGAAAGCAAUAUAGAGAUUGUCAAAUAUUUUCAAUUAUCUUGCAGCGUGCCAAAGUAUGGCGAAAAGAACAUGAUUUCGGCAAAACUGUAUGCUUGGACAAUAAUUCGUUGAAAUAAAGAAAGCCUAAUGUGAACAGCCAAUAUGUGUACAACAAUUGGUAGAAAAAUAUUCCAGGAUUUAUAAAAUGGACAUAAAUGUGUAUCUAUAUGCUCUACGAAUUUCGAUGCGUACCCAAAUCAAGUGCUACCUUUACCUCUGACUAUGUCCAUUAUGUGCGGUCAUCCUUUUUUAUUUCAUUUUACAUUGUUUUAUUUAAUUUUCUCUGAUCUCCACGUCCUGUCAAGUAUUUCAAUCUCUUUAUUUGCUAAAUGUAUGUCUUUAAAAAUUACACUGAUGUUUGGGAACAUA
Molecule: messenger RNA, 2604 nt
Organism: Branchiostoma floridae (Florida lancelet)
Lineage: Eukaryota; Metazoa; Chordata; Leptocardii; Amphioxiformes; Branchiostomatidae
Product: suppressor of tumorigenicity 14 protein-like
Exons: 11
Coding region: 326-2062 (578 amino acids)
Biological process (GO): proteolysis
Molecular function (GO): serine-type endopeptidase activity; protein binding
Source: RefSeq, a predicted model, not a curated record